Messenger RNA from Dacryopinax primogenitus, 687 nucleotides. RefSeq names its product macro domain-like protein. The coding region runs from base 1 to 687 and encodes 228 amino acids. The record is from RefSeq and is a predicted model, not a curated record. The transcript has 2 exons. Lineage: Eukaryota; Fungi; Basidiomycota; Dacrymycetes; Dacrymycetales; Dacrymycetaceae.
AUGGCUACAGGGAUCCAUUUUACGCUUCUGGACAGACAGGGUGAGCUGCACGAGGCGUGGAAGACGGCGUUGGACAAGUACCUCCCAGGGGCGAUAGGGUCGUGCGUCACCCUGCUGCAGAAAGAUAUCCGCGAUGCCGGAACGUACGACUGCGUUGUCUCUCCUGCCAAUUCGUAUGGGAUCAUGGACGGCGGGAUCGACCUGUACAUCGCUCGCGCUAUCUCUCCGGGAGAUAUGAUGCCCGUGAUCCGUGUUGUUCAGGCACAUCUGUACACCCACUACAGAGGGUACAUCUCCCCCGGACAAUGUACGCUCGUGCCUCUGCUUGAAGGGCUCUGCGGGGAGGAGAAUGUCCUCAAGUGCAAGUACGUCGCUGUGCUGCCUACGAUGCGCGUGCCGGAGCGGAUCGACUGGCAGAGGGAGAUAGUGUACGAGUGUAUGUGGAACCUACUCCUCUCGCUUGAUGCACAUAAUUCCGCUCCUGGGGAGGGGAAGAUAGAAACAGUGGUCAUGAGCGGCUUGGGCACGGGCGUGGGAGGGAUCUCACCCCACAAAUGCGCGGAACAGAUGGUACUGGCCAUAAAGCAUUAUCGGGAGGCGACGGGGGAAGCGGACAAGUGGAGGAGGAUGACGUGGGUGAGCGUGAAUGGGGUACAUGAGGAGUUGGAGCCGACGAGGGAGAUGUAG